UGGAUUUUUGUCUCGAGCUUGAAGGGUUCUCGCUGCCAUAUGUAUUCCUUUGCCAGCUCCGUCAGCUUUUUAUCAGCGGCCCUCUUAACGGCUUCCAAGCUGGGGAGAUCAUUGUCUGACUUUUCGCCAAUGAUGAAUAGCAUGUACUCGACACAGUCCUCGGACAGCCUCAUACGAAAACCAUCGAACCCUUCGUCUCCAGGACGCAGCUCUGGGGCGUUGGCCAUAUUGUUUAUUUCCUGUCGUCCGAGUUCGUUUGCCGCUUCCGAUGAGGACCUGUCAACCCAAACGCAGCUGCCAGCCGUUCGGUCUUGUUUCUUUCCAGCUUUCCUUCCUGUGUGAGGGGUGGCUGCCUAAGGUACCUUACAGCACCAAACGGCCGUUCAAGUUCAAAUUUUACCUAUCUCUUUUCGAUCUUCCAGUUUACUUCAACACUUCAACGCCUUCUUGUCGACCACGAUAGUUACCUUACUUUUCUCAUGCCCAGCCUGGCAGUUGAACCUGAGAUCCGAUCCACUGUAAAUGUGGGGUUUAGCGUGUGCACGGGCCGCCUGUUAUCAGCUCUGGGCGGGAGUGGAGAAGAACAAGUCACUGGAUCUGGGGGGAAGUUCGCGCAAACGACGCGUCUCGAGGGGCUUUUUGCACUGCGCCGCCCACCUACUCGCACCCACAAACAGCUCCGGGACCAGGCGCCGGCUGUCUGAGACCUUUUACCAGCACUUCCAUUGUUCUCAAAAUGCCGUCGAGGACAAUCAAUAACCUUGGCGCAGAGUCCUCGCGGAAGCGACACCACCGCGGCGAAGAUGACGAGUCAGAGGAGCCUGUACGGCCUCGUUCGCAUUUAAAUGGUGAAUCUCGAAAACGUGCCCGGCUUUCCGAUGUGCGCGAUGAAACGCGUGCAAACAACCCCGAUGACGAAGCCGAGUAUCAAGGAGCUGCCUCGCCCGACACCCCACCAAGAACGCAGUAUGAGUUAAUGCGCGAUAAUGGGUUCGAGCAUUUGCGAACUGAGGCUGCCGAUGACCAGAAGGCGACCCAGCGGCUACGGAUGCGACCAAACCGUCUAGGAGAAAAUGUGGUCGCAGAAAAUGGCAUUCUUGAGCAAGUCAUAUGCAUCAACUUUAUGUGUCACACGAGACUGAACUGCGAGCUUGGGCCCCUUCUCAACUUUGUUGUGGGCGAGAAUGGCAGCGGAAAGAGCGCUGUUUUGACAGCAAUCACCCUCUGCCUUGGUGGAAAGGCAAGCUCGACGAACCGCGGUGGUAGCCUGAAAAGUUUUGUCAAAGAAGGAGAGGAUAAGGCUAUUUUGACUGUCAAGAUCAAGAACCAGGGGCCUGAUGCUUAUCAGCACGAUAUUUACGGCGAUUCCAUCACCGUGGAGCGUUGGUUCAACAAAACUGGCGGGAGCGGCUUCAACCUGAAAACAGCCACCGGCUCUAUUCACUCAAAGAAGAAGGAAGAGGUUGACCAAAUCGUGGAGUACUACGCCCUGCAGGUCGACAACCCACUGAACGUUCUAUCUCAAGACAACGCCCGGCAAUUCCUCAACGCCUCAAGCAAGGCGCAGAAGUACAAGUUCUUCAUCGAGGGCGUCCAGUUACAGCAAUUGGAUAACGACUACAAGCUGACUGCUGAAUAUGUGAGCCAAAUAGACACCAAGAUACCUGAUCAAGAGCAGAAAAUCGAGCUUCUCAAAGUGCAACGGGCAAACGCAGAACGCUUAUUGGAGACUCUGGAAGGCGAGCGGUCAUUACGCGACAAAAUCAACACAAUGCGCUUAAAGUUGGCUUGGUCACGUGUCGAUACCUGUGAAAAGAGACUGGCGCAGAAGGAGGCGAAUCUCGCCGAGAUCUCCACCAAGUUGAUUUCGGCUGAAGAAAAGUUCGGCUUGAAAAGUCGAGCGUUGGAGCAGGCGGAUCAAGAGGUGGAAACCACCAAGGCGAAGCUCGAGAGGGCGAAGGAAGAGGAGCCAGAGCUGCAGGCCAAAGUUGAAGAGGCGAAGGCUCAUAAGGAGGCCAUGGUAGCAGACCUUAUGAAGGUCCAGGCCGAGGAGCGAGAGGCUCACCAAAACUGGAAAGCCAUGACUGACCAGGUCAAGGAUUUCGAGAGAAAGAUCGCGCAGGAAGAGAGGAGUCUGCAGGAGGCACACGGUGGUCUCCAAACCCUGAAGAUGAAGGAGCGCGACGAGGCUCGGGCCAGGGUCCAGGAGCUCGAACAAAAAAUCGAUGACAACAAACAGCUGAUUCCUCGGAUCAAAAGCCAGAUGAGUGAUUCGGCAAGGGCCCUAAACCCCAUUAAGGAACGGGUUACCAAGAAGCAGGAGGAGAUCCACAAUCUCAAAAAGGAGAUUGAGAAAACCCAGGCACAAAUCGGUGUGCCGCUUGCUGCUUACCACAAGAAUAUGCCGAGGCUGUUAAAGGCCAUUGACGGCGACAAGAGGUUCCAGCAGAAACCCAUCGGCCCGCUGGGCACCGUCGUGCAUCUUCAUAAACCGGAAUGGGGAGCGAUUUUGGAGUCUUAUUUUGGCAACAACCUCAACGGUUUUGUCGUCUUCAGCAAAGCCGACAUGAAUGUUCUUGCAGACUUGAUGAGGCGAUGCGACAUCGACAGCAACCGCAAUCCCAUCUUCGUGGGCCAGCGAAAUGCCCUCAAUCUGGCGGGAAAAGAGCCAGAUGCGGACUUCGACACCAUCCUGAGAGUACUCAAGAUUGACAACCAAGCUGUUCGGGAUACACUUGUUAUCAACCACGCGAUCGAACAAGUGCUCUUGAUUCAUAAGCGCACAACGGCUCAGAGCGUGAUGAUGGAUGGAACGGCACCGCCCCGCAAUGUCAAGAGAUGUAUCACAUUCCAUGAUUCCAAGAACGAAGGGCUAAGCAUUGAAAUGAAGCCGAGCGGCAUAUCAACAAGUCCGGUCAGGAUUGGGACUCAGCCCAAGCGCCUGCAGACGGAAUCUGCCUCUCAGAUGGCCUUCUUGAAGGAGUCCCUGUCAAAAUUGGAGUCGGAACUCCAAGCUCUCCGAGUUGAAUACAAACGUGUCCAGGAUGAAAACUCCCACCACAAGACAGCCCUUGCCAAAGCGGAGAAAGAGGGGGCCGUUCUCGCACAGCAGCUGCGAGAGACCGAACUAGAGCUUGCGGAGAUCGAAGUGGCUUUGGACGAGUGGGAUGGGUCUGACGCCCGACUCCAAAGUUUGCGUGAGCAGCUGGCUCAAGCACUGGAGCAGAAAGCCCACCACGGUCAACAGGUGACUGGGCUUAUUGUGGCCAAAGACCAGAAAAACGUACUUGCCGAGGAGGCUUACAAGGCACUCAAAGCUCAGAAGCUGCAGCUCAAGGACUGCGAAGUCAGUGUGAAUAAGGCAGAGGAAAAGGCCAAGUCUGCGGAGACGCACCGGCAUAUUGUGCUUCGAGAAAAGCUCGACAGUGAAGACGCGUAUAAGCAACUGAAGGCAGAACAAAAGGAAGCGGAAGAAAGUAUUGGGAGGGAAAAGGAUAGGAUCGCGGAGAGAGAGGCGGAGGCCAUUCAGGUGUGCCCAGAACGCGUGCAUUUGCUAGACGGCGAGACGGAGAAGUCCGUCAAUACACAGUACUUUGCUCUGCGGGCUCGAUACGACAAAAUGACCAGCAGACGCCAGUUGAACGAGCAGGAAGUUAUUGAGCAAGCCGAAAAGGUUCGGAAGAAGUACGACGAAGCAGUCAAUGGCCUCAACUCGAUGGUGGAGUCAAGCGAACGUCUCAAGCAUUCGUUGAGCCUACGUUUGGACAAGUGGCGCAAGUUUCAGCGGUACAUCUCCGCCCAGUCGCGUGUGAACUUCAUAUAUCUCCUCAGCGAACGCGGGUACCGAGGGAGGCUGCUGCUGGAUCAUAAGCGCAGGCUCCUGGACGUUCAUGUGGAGCCCGACCACACCGAGAAACGUGCCAGUGGACGGAGUACCAAGACGUUAUCCGGCGGAGAGAAAUCCUUUUCUUCGAUUUGUAUGCUGUUGGCCAUCUGGGAAGCCAUGGGUUCGCCGCUGCGGUGCUUGGAUGAGUUUGAUGUGUUCAUGGACAAUGUGAACCGCGCUGUUAGCCAAAAUAUGCUGGUUGCCGCUGCUCGAAGGUCGGUCAACCGGCAAUACAUCUUCAUCACACCCAACGCUAUCGACCCAAAGAUCAUCGCUGAAAAAGAUGUAAAACUUAUUCGACUCGUUGAUCCACGCCAACAGCGACUCACCAGCAUGCAAACAAUAUCAUGAGGUCUUUAUACCUGGUUGGUUUCAUUGUGCAUAUUUCUCGGCUUCAUCAUGUGUCAAAAGUGGGAGGAGUUAUGGGUUAGGGAAUGCUAGUAUCGGAAUUUGGGUGGGCUUUCUGUGGUGGAUCAGGGGGCAGUUUGGCAAUUCUCCAUGUGCAAGGUGCUAUGUCGAAAGACUCCUACAGGUUUGCUUGGUGCAUAUGGCGGAAAGGGAUGAUAAUGAUUGGAAUUCUUGUGCAAAUGGCAUUGUCUUAGGGUCAUCUCCACGUGCAGGUUUUAUGGGUUCAUUGGUUUUGAACACACAGCUAGUUAGUGGUUGUACAUCCAGUUAUAAUACAAACUCGUCUAAUGACCAAGUCUCUUUCUCUUUGACGACACCUUUUCUACUCAUACAUGUCCA
Messenger RNA from Podospora pseudopauciseta, 4633 nucleotides. It is a transcript of the gene smc6, whose product is annotated as Structural maintenance of chromosomes protein 6. The record is from RefSeq and is a predicted model, not a curated record. The transcript has 3 exons. Gene Ontology annotation, cellular component: site of double-strand break; Smc5-Smc6 complex; nucleus. The coding region runs from base 737 to 4237 and encodes 1166 amino acids. Lineage: Eukaryota; Fungi; Ascomycota; Sordariomycetes; Sordariales; Podosporaceae. Gene Ontology annotation, biological process: double-strand break repair via homologous recombination. Gene Ontology annotation, molecular function: single-stranded DNA binding; damaged DNA binding.